This is a messenger RNA of Ctenopharyngodon idella (grass carp), 6625 nucleotides long. RefSeq names its product family with sequence similarity 219 member Aa (gene fam219aa). The record is from RefSeq and is a predicted model, not a curated record. The transcript has 6 exons. The coding region runs from base 189 to 767 and encodes 192 amino acids. Lineage: Eukaryota; Metazoa; Chordata; Actinopteri; Cypriniformes; Xenocyprididae.
CCGGAAGUCAGAUGUUGCUGUUGAGUCACCCCUGACUGGUAACAGCCAGAUAGCGGAAAACAACCAGAGAUGAUGCUGGAGAGCUCGGCAUCUUUGAACCGAACCAGAGAGUGAAUAAAUGCGGGUUUCAAUUAGGAUAUCGCCUUGAGCAUUUGUGCUUCACUUUAUAAGACUGACGUUUUAUCAAAAUGAUGGAAGAAAUUGACCGAUUUCAAGUGCCACCAGUAAAUCCAGAGAUGAAGCUGCUGGAUCCUGCAGCAACGUCCACUUUAGAGGCUGAAACAGGAACGAGAGAACCAGAGUCAGUCACUCUCAACUACAAGCCCUCCCCGCUGCAAGUAAAGAUAGAGAAACAACGAGAACUUGCAAGGAAGGGCUCGGUGAAGAAUGGAACUGUGGGUAGUCCAGUCAAUCAGCAACCCAAGAAAAAUAAUGUUAUGGCCAGAACAAGGUUGGUUGUACCUAAUAAAGGCUAUUCCUCCUUAGACCAGAGUCCAGAUGAAAAGCCACUCGUAGCACUGGACACUGACAGUGACGAUGACUUCGAUAUGUCCAGAUACUCAUCGUCUGGAUAUUCCUCAGCCGAGGUGAGAUGUCUGAGGGACCAGCAAAUAAACCAAGACUUAAACAUCCAGCUCCUGAAGGAUGGCUACCGAUUGGACGAAAUCCCAGAUGAUGAAGACCUGGACCUCAUCCCCCCCAAAUCAGUCAACCCUACCUGCAUGUGCUGCCAAGCCACUUCCUCCACAGCCUGUCAAAUUCAGUAACCCCACCCUCCCUUGAACCCCUUCUGUCCCAACCCUGUGACUUAAGCUCACAGUUAGUAUCCUCAGCAUAGAUUAACUGCUAAAGAAGUUAAAAACAAUAGAAUGGGUGUAUUAAAAUUAGUAUAAAAUAGGGAAAAAAUAUGCACAAGAAGUAUGUAACUGUCAUUGGUUCCUCCUAUGGUAGGACGUGAGUCUUUGCAUCAUCACCAGAGGGCACUAGACUUAGGUGUGGAUAGCUGUAAGAUGCGUUGAAGUGUAUAGAAAUGCAUGGUGCAACACUAAAAUGAUACAGCUGCUUAAGUAUCUUUUAAAACAGAACAAAAAUGAACAGUUCACACUACAGAUUUCUCAGUACCCUUCUAUGGAACGGAAAUUAGUCUUAAAGGGGUCAUGACGGAUUUGAGGUUCACUUAUAGUUUUUUUUUUUUGCACUAUAUAUAUAUAUAUAUAUAUAUAUAUAAUGUAUAUAUGUGAUGUGAUCUGCGAAAAUCCAUCACAUUGUGAAACCUAUCACAGGUUUCAAUGCCAUACGAAAGAUUCGACCCCUUUCCAAAUCUGUUUUUACUUCUUUCAUAGCUUGUCUGUAACAAAAGUUAUGAUUAUCUGAAGUCGGCUGAUCGCACUGAUUUUUAGGAACGGAAUUUUGAGAAAAACAGGUUUGAAUAACUGUCACCCCCUUUUUCCACAUAGACAUGAAAAUGCACUAUCCAAACAUAAAUGGUUGUAGUUCAAGAAUGCUUUAGAAUAUAUACCUAAGGUUUUAAAGAAUGCACUUGUCAGAUUAUUGUAGAAGUGAAAUAAAUUGUGAAAGUGAAAUAAAAAAAAAAACGUUAUAGAAGUUUGUUUAUGAAAAUGUAAAAAUAUAAUUUAUAUUUUAUAAUAAUAUAUUACAAAGCAUGUUUUACUCUUAAACUGCAAGAAAAUAAAAGCCAAAAAUAUCAACAUUACAAAUUUUAUGUUGAAAUAUUUAAAAAAUGAGCUUUCAGUAAGAUUUUGUUUGGGCGCAGUACCAAACUUUUUCACUAGAUGACACCCAAGCUCCAUAUCUGACCAUUUAAGGGUGCAUCCAUUUAUUUGAGUAAUCUGAACCAUAUAUUUCCAUAUUUUCAUAUAUUUUAUGAAGCAGACAUCCUAUUCAGAAGUAGUAUGGGCAGUUUGGCUGAAUUUGAUUUGAAUUCAACCUCUAAUAAACACAUAAUUAGAACACGUGUGUUCAUUAUAGCUCCGUUGUUCUCCGCCUUCUCACGAUAAUGUUGUAUUAGGAAAAAAAAAUCUUUGCGUGCCGUAGUUUAUACAGGACUGGCGGGAAAUUUGCAUUAAUACACCUUCAUUCUGUAGUUUAUUUUGAUAGGUGAACUCUCUUUGUAGUGUUAAGAUAAGGAAAGCUAUGGGCGUUUUUUUUUUUUUUUUUUUAAAAACCUCCGCUGGGUGUGUUCUUAAACAGUAAUGUUAGAGAAAGACAGCCUUGCCACUAUAAAUUGCUAUUUUUCUGCACUUAACAGGUGAAUUUUGCCAAGAUAUUUUCAGAGAUGAUAGACAAGAUGUUAUAGAAUGAUAAUUUAAUGAAAACCCAAUUUUGACAAAAAAAAAUGACAUUCGACCUAUUUUUUGAAUUUACUGAAAACGUUCCAUCGCGACAUCCGACGGGUUUUCCCAGAUCGCAUCACAUAUAUAUACUAAUUCGUCGAUGUCUUGGUCUGGAGGCAGGCAUGUGCAAAUGUGUUUGCCCGUGUGACGUCACAAGUCCACCAAUAUCCAAACGAAUCGUUUUUGUUUAUGAUGAGGAGGGCAUUUUAAGCUCUGAAUCUUGCAGGACAUUUUAAUGGUACAAAGACCUCUUAUAUGUCAAAAGAUCAAGGCAAAUUUGAUUUCUCAUGUCAUGACCCCUUUAAAUACCCCCACACUCCAUCAGGUAGGGCCUCUUUACAGCAAACCAGAAAUGUGUUCCUUUUAACUUAUACUUAUUUAAAAAUAUAUAUUAAUUUAAAGAAUAAUUUUGAUCUUUUGUCAGACCUCAUAAUUUUAUAAUUUAUUUUAAAUCGUAAUUUUUGUUCUAUAGGUUUAACCAAGCAAAAUCAACAUCUUUUCAAGAACCCUCUUGGAUACAUUUUUGGGAAUCACUGCUUUAAAAUAUCUGCCUUUGUUUAGCUGAUGCUUUCUGAUGUUGUUAAGGACAGAUGUGCUUGUUUUCUAAUGAAAGGGAGUGUAUAGUGACCAGCUGAAUUUCUUUCUUUGAUAAUUUACAUUUCAAACAUAUGUAUUAAUAUAUUAUCAGUAGCUUUGUAGCAAACACUAAAAAGGGAAUACUCUUAGGGUGUGUUCACACUUGGCAGAUUUGGUUCAGUUAAAACAAAAUCUGGUGCGAUUUGUUCUGUUAGUGCGGUUCAUUUGAAUAAGUCUGAACACAAUUAAUUCUGAAUUUGAAUAAGUCUGAACUGCCAUUCAAACCUGGUGCGCACCCAACAAUUGGUCCGAGACCUCUGACAAGCGAACUUCCAAACAAACUCUUGUGUGGUUCGACUUAAAUAUGAACGCAAAAUGGACCAAAGGCAUCUAAACGAUCCAAAAACAGGACGUGAUGUCACAGGAUGCAACCCUAAAAGGACAGAAUGCUCAAGCACACCUGGUUUUUCUCAUCAUAUUCAUGAUGUUGCCUAUUACAUUUCGGUACAGGCAUCAGAACCGCUCUUUCUUGAAGCGGAUCUUAGUUUGUGUUUGUAACAAAGAAAUUACUGGUGAUUUGAGUCCUUUAUACAUUUUCUAAGCUCUUCAUGAGUUCUCAACCGGUAAAAAUACCAUUGUAUGUAUCUACGCACAUAUAAUGAGCGCACUUAGCACAGCACACAGCAUUGUUUUGGAUGUUCAGUAAGUUCCGUCACAAAAUAUAUGUCAUAAAAGCUGUUUUUUUGUUUUUGUUUUGUAUCUUUUGGUUCGGUCUUGAAAAUGACAGUGUGAACGCUAAGUGAACCAGGACUAAAUGUAUCAUGUUCUGUUUUGGUCCGGACCAAAAUAACCAAGAGAACCAAAGUACAAGUGUGAACACACCCUGAAAUUGAGAAAUCCAUACAGAAGAUACCAGUCUGCUACGAUACUGACAGCAGAUGUAAUUCUUAAGUCAGGGAAUCUCAUUGAAUAUUUUAGCCCCCGCUUUCACAGACAAGGCUUAUGCUAGUCCUAGACUAAAAUGCAUGUUUGAGCUGUUUUAACUGAAAGCAACUUGUACUGACAUAUCUUAAAAUAUGUCACUGCCAUUGUUUUGUCUCAAGAUGCACACCAGUAAUGUUUUUUUCAAGUGUACGUUUAUAAAAGAUACUUAAAUAUCCUAAUUGAACUAAGGCCUAAUCCUUGCUUAGGCUAAGCCUUGUCUGUGAAACCGGGCCUAGAUGUGUUUACUAAUGAACAAUCUUUAUAGAAGUUAUUUUUUGUUUUUAUCAUAAGGUUUCAGUCGGUGUUGCUGCACACAAACCCAACACAGUUAAACUGGACUAAGGGAAUUCAAAAAUGUAUCUAGAUAAGACAAACAAGAUAAUUCGGUACAAUUUUCAGUGCAUUUAAUUAUUGAGAGCUCUUUGUUUUGAGAAUUGUUGAGAUUUAUUUGGAGUGGAAGAAGGUUGCAUUUAUUUACUUGAAGAUAAUAGCAGCUGCCAGAUACAUAUCCCAUAAUCUCCGUCAUUAGCGAGACAAAACAUUUUGUUCAUCUGAUUUGUGCCAAAAUGCAUCAAACGCAUUGUUUCUUUAUUUUAAAGAUGGAACAGGCAUGAAAAGCCUUUGGCCAGCAUUGAAAAUGAUGCCAGAAAUCAAUUUUACACUUCAGUGCUCUCGUCUUUAUAGUAAUUUUAAAGUGCAAUACCAUUUUGUCAGACAUUAAGUGUAGAACCCUGGAACAGGAUACUCUGCGUUUGCUGUUUCACUUCAAUUUAAUGCAAACAUCUUUAUAAAUUCAUCUCAGCUGUUUGGCCAAAUCGCUAUCACGUCUGUUAAGCAACAUCGAACAUUCAGAGUAUGAAGUUCCUUGUUUCGAUUUGAAGAUUGUACUGUUCCCUACAGUAUUUGUGUCUUCUGUGUGUCAUGCAACUGUUGUUGAUUUUGUACAAUUCUCAGAGCACCUUAUCGUCGUGUGUACAUUGCCACCCAGUCGCCGUUGCCAGCUGUAAUUAGAUGCCCAUUUGCACUAAGCACCUACCUUAGUAACACUCCAGAUUUUAUUUGAUGUAGUAAAUUAGGAGAACAUAAGAAGGGAGAUUGUAAUAGUAUAAUUAUCUAAUAUUUUAUGUUUUGCACACUGCCGUUCAAAAGUUUGGGGUCAGUAAGAAAACGUUUUAUUCAGCAAGGAUGCAUUAAAUUGAUUGAAAGUGACAGUAAAGACUUUUACAUCCUUACAAAAGGUUUCAUUUUUUGAAUAAAUGCUGUUCUUGUUUUUUCCUGUUUCAUGUUUUUUUCACAAUGAAUAUUAAGCUGCACAACUGUUUUCAACGCUGUGUUCACGCCACCUCGUAUUUACUGGAAUCUUGACAACACGUGACGUUAUAUUCAGAGUUGUUCAAGUCCUUGGACUGGGAAUUAUGCGUUGCCAUGGCACCACUAUCAACGCCUAAAUGAAUCUACAGCGGUCAGGUGGUACAGCAGCCACGUGGUACAUCUGGGAGCUUUCAGAAAACUCCCAGCUUACAAGCUGUAAUUACGAGCUCUACGAGGACGUGAACGCUUUUUACAAGCUAGAAUCUCGUAACUACAGGAAUUACGAGGCCGCGUGAACGCACCUAUAGAAACGGACAUGAACAGCUCCGAAUACAACGUCACAUGUUGUCAUCUCAAGAUUCCGGUAAAUACGAGGUGGCGUGAACGCAGCACAAAUCAGCAUAUUAGAAUAAUUUUGAAGGAUCAUGUGACAGUGAAGACUGGAGUAAUUAUGCUGAAAAUUCAGCUUUGCCAAUACAUAAACAUAUAAAACAGUUAUUUUAAAUUCUAAUAAUAUUUCACAAUAUUACUGUUUUUUUUUAACUGUAUUUUAGAGACUUCUUUCAAAAACCUAAAAAAAAAAAAAAAAAAAUCUUACCGACCCCAAACUUUUGAACAAUAAUGUAGAUCUAAUGUAUGAAUUGGCAGUCUUUUUGUUUUGAAUAUUGUGAUUUUUAUAUCACACUUAAACUCCUUCAGAACAGUACGAUGACAUCAGUCAGGGACAGUUUUUUUUAUUUUAUUUUUUUUUUACUUUUUACUGCUUUUCAAGUGGAUAUGGGAAAAAAGGUGCAUUCACUGAGUAUUUUCUUUUGUAUGUUAUGGUGUCACCUAGUGGCUUGAACAUCAUGCAAAUGUUUUCAGUUGCCAAUGCCAUUAAUUUAUUUAACAAGGGAAAAUGCCCACUUUUGGCCAUGUUUUAGUGGUAAUACCCUUAGAGUAGCAAUAGAUAACCAACAAAAUGCUUCUCAAUAGAUAUGUAAGUAAAGAAUUUGAUGGCAAGUUCCCUUAAGCCCCCUUUCCGCCGUUUCUAAGCUGUCAUGGUACUUAUAGUCGUGCCAUAAGACUGACUGAUCUGUGUAUGUGAUGAAUGAACAUGUCUGUCAUCCUCUGUGUCUCUGCUUUGGUUCGAGAUAAACACUCCGUUGUGUAAUGACUAAAUCAUUGUCCAUUUUCUGUUACUACACUGAAGUAGAGUAUGCCUUAAGUAAAGCUAUACAAUGGGUCAUGUUAUUUAUUGCAAGUGGUAUGUUUUUCAUUUAUAGAUAUAAGUUUUUUUGUUUUCCCCUUCUGUCAAUAAAUAUGAUUGUAAAGACGUGAACAGUUUCCAUACCAGUAUUUAACAAUGUUCGUUGUUCUGUGUAGUAAAUCAAACCAGUAAAUACAUCUGAAAUAUACAA